GUUUGCUUAUGUAAACCGCUAUGAUCACAUCGCGCUAUUUUUCUUCCACUCAGAAUUCGAUGAGAUUUUUUAUUUUUUAAUUUAUCCGCUUUUUUAAAUUCAUUUUUUAUUCAAUUUCCCUUAAAUUUUAAUUUUAAUUAAAAAAAAAUGAGUUUUCGUGCCAAAAUCUUUUUGUGUGUGGCAUUCGUGUGCAUUUGUAAUGCUGCCGGCGAAUAUCCAUAUCGUCGUCGAGAUAAUCGGUCGUCACACCCUGCACCGGUUAAUAUCACCAAGAUGGUUUCUCAAAUACAAGAACGAGUAUCUGCUAUGUCCACAAUGGAUCACAACCAACUCAACAAACUGGCUUCCAUCGAAAACAAGCUAAGUCAACUUAAUUCAUCAGCAAUUGCACAUUUGGAAUCUAUUCGUUUGCAGCAACAAGAAACAUCUCACCAAUUACAAAACCUCGACUAUAUGCAACGUAGUGUUCAAUCGGCUGUGGGUGAUAUUCGAAAAGAUAUUGACACUUUGCGAUUGGCUAUGGAAAGUAAACAGGACGAAGCUGAACCUCAUGAUGUUUAUCCUCGACAAGCUGAUUUUGGACAAACUGCCAAUGAAACGCAAUCUAUCUCACAGAGGCUAGAUUCCUUGGGUCUUUUGUUAGUUUCAACUCGUACUUCAGUUGGUCUCAUUGAAAAGACUCUGAGUCAGUUCAAUUCAAGCCUGGCUAAAUUGACACAACUCACAAGAGGAACUCACAGGCGAUUAUCAAAUCCUUCAAACAGACAUCACCCUAACAACUUCCCACAACCCCAAUACCCACAAGUAUACAACUCUUACGGACCACCUCCACCACCACCCGCAUUUGAUUCAGAGCCAAGCAGUUGUGCUCAAGCAUCAUUGCCUCAGACAGGAAUCCAAAAACUCCUACUUCAUCCACAAAGUGAACCCUUCUACGCUCUCUGCGAAUCAGCCGAACAGGGCGGUUGGACUAUCAUUCAAAAUCGUUUCGACGGAUCCACCAAUUUCAAUCGUGGAUGGGAGGAAUACAAAAGUGGUUUUGGCAACUUGGCCGGAGAGUUUUUCAUCGGAUUGGAGAAGUUACACGCACUGACAGCAUCAACACUGCAUGAGCUGCAGAUCGUCCUAGUUGAUUUCAAUAACGAGAUGCGAACAGCAAAUUAUAAUCUAUUUGCUAUCGCAGGUGAAAAGGAGUUUUAUGCUUUGCAAAUACUUGGCAACUACUCGGGAAAUGCUGGUGAUUCAUUCACCUUCCAAGCUGGAAAUAAGUUUUCCACAUUUGACAAUGACAAUGAUGGCUGGGUAGAGGGUAAUUGUGCUCAGGCACACACUGGUGCUUGGUGGUAUGCUGCAUGUGAGAUGAGCAACUUAAACGGACAAUAUUUGAGAGGAGAAGUUGAUACGUCACGCGCCUUACAAGGCAUGUACUGGGAAACAUUUCAUGGACCGACUUAUGCGCUGAAGUCUGUUCAAAUGAAGAUUCGUCCUGUUGAUCAAAGAGAUAAUGCUUAUUAGAAAACUUCCUAAGUCAUGAGGACAUCUUGGCUGAUUGUGUUGCAUUUAAGAAUAUAAAAACAAUAACUAUUUUGUCUUAAUAUUUAAUAAUAAUUUUUUUUUUUUUUAUUAAUUUAUGUUUUAUCGACUCGAAUGCAAAUAAAAAUAUUAAUAAUUAUAUAUUUUUGUUGUUAAAAAAUGCCAUAAUCUAAGGAGAUUUGUUGUAGAAAUCAAUUUGAAUGGUGAAAUAAAUAUUGA
Molecule: messenger RNA, 1752 nt
Organism: Episyrphus balteatus (marmalade hoverfly)
Lineage: Eukaryota; Metazoa; Arthropoda; Insecta; Diptera; Syrphidae
Product: angiopoietin-related protein 2
Exons: 6
Coding region: 148-1515 (455 amino acids)
Source: RefSeq, a predicted model, not a curated record